This is a messenger RNA of Arctia plantaginis, 1935 nucleotides long. Lineage: Eukaryota; Metazoa; Arthropoda; Insecta; Lepidoptera; Erebidae. The record is from the annotation of a GenBank genome assembly.
AUGUGUGAACAAGUUAAUUUUGUUGAUAUUUUGGAACCAAGGAGGACCCAGUCAGGGAUAUUUAGUUUUAUGUCCAGGAACUGGUAUCCACAAAGAACACAAAUUCUAGACAGAUAUUGUACCCCAGAAGAUCUCAAAAAUAUUGUAGAAAAUUCUCCGUAUUUAGAUGCUAUUAUAGAAGCGGAAUGUUCAAGAACUGGUGUUAACAAAGCCAAAUUACAGAGAAAUGUUCACAGCUAUUUAGAAGAAAUGGGUUUGGAUAAGAAACUGCACAUCAUUAGAUGGAUGGGAGUGAUAUUCCUGAAGAUUUCAUUCAUGAUGAAAAUAAAGAUGUUUGUGAAUGAAGCUGCUGUCUUGAAUUUGAAGUCAACAAUUGGCAAGAAUCCAGUACUUUUUCUGCCCACACACAGAAGCUAUGCUGACUUCUGCCUGAUGACAUACUUAUGUUACCAUUAUGAUAUUGACUUCCCUGCAGUAGCUGCGGGCAUGGACUUCUACUCAAUGGCGGUGAUUGGGCGUCGCAUGCGGGAGACAUGCGCGUUCUACAUUCGCCGCACAUUGGUCGGCGACCAGUUGUAUGCUGCUACUCUCAAGCAGUACGUACGGACUCUGGUGGCUAAGCAUUGCGCACCUAUUGAGUUUUUCUUAGAAGGCACGAGAAGUCGGAGCAAUAAGAGUAUACCCCCUAAAUAUGGUAUGUUAUCCAUGUGCUUGAUGCCACUGUUCGCACACGAAGUGACAGAUAUCACCAUAGUUCCCAUAAAUAUCAGCUACGAUCGAUUAAUGGAGCAAUCUCUAUUCGCUUACGAACACCUGGGGGUACCAAAACCUAAGGAGUCCACUGGGGGUCUCCUAAAAGCAUUGCACAACCUAAACGACCACUUUGGCAGUAUCUAUGUUAACCUUGGUAAUCCGUUAUCUGUCAGAGAGUACCUCAAGAACAACACCCUAUAUACGAGAGAGACACUAAAGCCCGUGGAUUUGCAGCAGCUAACUAACGAACAAUUCAAACAAGUACAGAGCAUAGCUGAUUAUGUCACUACUCUGCAACAGAAGAACACUGUAGCCACAAUUUCGAAUCUACUAUCUUUAGUAUUAAUGCAAAGUGUUAUUAAAAACGAGCCUCUACAUUUUGACGAAGUUCUUCAAGAGGUUAAUUGGAUGGCGACGGUUUUGAGGCAUUUAGGGGGAUCGGUGUUUGAAAACGAUGUGAAGAGCAGUGUGGAAAGGAUCCUUGUAGUGCAUGGCAAGAUGAUGCGGCUGGAUAGACAGAGACGAUUGCGACUGAAAUCAGGAGUUCUAAUGGAUAUGUCCAACGAUAUCGAGAAGAAAAUGAAAGGUCACACAUUGCAAGCGCAAACAAUGGCUGUUUGCCUGCAUAAGAAUCUUGUUGACAAAGUUAAAUUAGAAGUCGAUUACCAUCAAAUCAGGAAAAUGCUUAGUCACGAAUUCUUCUACCUGGAACAUGAGGAGGAAAAUAGAUUCAGCAAAGCUCUCGAAUAUUGUAUAGAAAAUAAAGUUGUCACGUACAACGGAGACGUAUACUCAUUGGGUGAGGAUACAAAAUUACAGUACUUACUGAAGUGGUCCGUGUGGCCGGCGCUCACUACUGUGUUGAAGUGUGCCGAAAUUAUGUUGAAGCAAUGCAGUUGUGAACACAAACAAGCUCUGAAGUUAGUUCAGCAGGACGUGGAGUUAGCUCGUUGUCACCCGUACUGCUUGAGCCUGGAGGCCGCGACCAACUGUCUGCAGGGGCUGGUCGCUGUCGGAGCGAUGAUUAAACUAAAGAGAGAGCAAGAAGUGACGUACGAAGUGGUGCCUACGGUAAUGGAAAACUGCCAUAGUAUAAUUAAGUCAAUAUUACCACAGUUUGCUGUUGAAUUUGGCAGAAGCAAUGCAGUCAUGUUAGAUGACAGAACAUUGUCAAGGUUGUAA